Molecule: messenger RNA, 2190 nt
Organism: Impatiens glandulifera
Lineage: Eukaryota; Viridiplantae; Streptophyta; Magnoliopsida; Ericales; Balsaminaceae
Product: subtilisin-like protease SBT4.3
Exons: 9
Coding region: 1-2190 (729 amino acids)
Biological process (GO): proteolysis
Molecular function (GO): serine-type endopeptidase activity
Source: RefSeq, a predicted model, not a curated record
AUGACGAAAUCUAAAUACCUACAUUUGUUCUUCUUCAACAUUUGUAUUGUUUCAAUCAUUUGUUUGCUUGAUAAUAUAGCUGGUGAAGAAAGAGAGGUGCACAUUGUUUACAUGGGAAGUUUACCUCAAGGAGAAUACUUAUCCGGGUCUCACCAUAUUAGUUUACUUCAAGCAAUUGGUCAUAGCAAAAACAUGAUAAAAAAGACAUUAGUGAGAAGUUAUACAAGGAGUUUCAAUGGUUUUACAGUCUAUCUAACUUCAGAGGAAGCAUCAAAACUGAAAAGUAUGGUGGAGGUUGUAUCCGUUUUCAAAAGUCAAAAAUAUCAAACCGCAACAACAAGAUCUUGGGAUUAUAUAGGUUUGACCUUAGAUAUUCCUCGAAAUCAUGCUAUUGAAAGUGAUAUCAUAAUUGGUCAUAUCGACAGUGGUGUAAACCAUGAAGCAAAGAGUUUUUCCGAUCACAAUUUAGGCCAUGUUCCAAGUAAAUGGAAAGGUGUUUGUUGUGGUGGCAAAAAUUUCAUUUGCAACAGAAAGUUGAUUGGAGCGAGGUAUUAUGUUGGAGACACUGCAACAGAUCUAGACGAUCAUGGGACGCUCACGGCCUCUAUCGCAGUUGGUAGGGUGGUAAAAAAUGCCAAUUUUUUCGGUAUAGCAAAUGGGACUGCUAGAGGAGGCGUUCCAUCAGCGAGAAUAGCUACGUACAAAGUGUGUGAGGGUAAAUGUGUUAAUGAAGAUAUUAUGGCCGCAUUUGAUGACGCUAUUGCUGAUAAUGUUGACAUUAUCACUAUUUCACUUGUAUCUGGCCGCCCUGUAAAAAUUAGUGAGGAUGUUAUUGCCAUUGGUUCCUUUCAUGCGAUGGAGAAAGGUAUUUUGACCAUACAAGCAGCUGGAAACGCAGGAAAUGAACUUUUUACAGUUUCAAGUAUUGCUCCAUGGUUGUUUACAGUGGCUGCAAGUAGCAUCGAUAGAAAAAUCAUAACUAAACUUGUCCUUGGAAAUGGACGCACAAUAAUUGUAAGUAUAAAUUUAUUUAUUUGCAGCCACAACAAAAUGUUGGUCUAUGGAAGAGAAAUCACCAACCAUUGUAACGAGUCAAAUGCAAAAAAAUGCAUGGUUGAAUGCAUUGACCCGCCGUUGGUGAAGGGAAGAAUCAUAUUGUGCGAUGAUGAUGGUUCCGAUGCAUUAUUUAAACUUGUGGCUAUUAAUGCAAGUGCAAGUGGGAUUAUAUAUCGACUAAAUGAAGCAUAUGUUGACGAUAUUGAAGCUCAACCUUUUCCCGUUGUGUAUUUGAAUGAUUUCGAUUUUCAUUAUGUUGAAUCUUACCAUAAGUUUGGAAAAUUGGCCUCUGCACGUAUAUUUAGAAGUGAGACGAUUCAUAACAAUAUUGCUCCCAUUGUUGCUUUUUUUUCUAGUAGAGGGCCAAAUAUGAUUAUACCAGGAAUAUUUAAGCCUGAUAUAACUGCACCAGGUGUAGUUAUUUUGGCAGAAAGCCCUAAAGAUACCAAUAUCUCUAUUGGACAAGUCGGUGCUAAGUAUAACUUUGAUUCUGGAACAUCUGUCUCUUGUCCACAUGUUGCUGGAGCGAUUGCAUAUGUGAAAUCAAAACAUCCAGAUUGGUCCGUUUCAGCUAUCAAAUCUUCUCUUAUGACUACCGCUUGGACCAUGAAUAUAAAAUAUAAUGCAGAUGUUGAACUUGGUUAUGGAGCGGGACACAUUAAUCCUGUGAAGGCUACACACCCUGGACUUGUGUACGAGACAUUCAUUCAUGAAUAUAUUAAUAUGUUUUGCAAUCUUGGUUCAGAAGGAUAUAAGUUGAGAAAGAUGUUAGGAACAAGAAAAAAGUGUCCUAAAGGAAUUAGAACUUCUCCAAAUAAUCUCAACUACCCUGCCAUGACAGCCUUAGUUCAUAGUAACUCCACGUUUUCUAUUCAAUUCCGGAGAGUUGUGACAAACGUUGGACAUUCAAAUUCUACAUAUCAUGCUCAAAUUAGUACAAGUGAUAGCAUGAUCUACAUUAAUGUGGAACCAAGUGUCAUGUCUUUUGUUAAUCUCAAGGAGAGGAAAAAAUUUGUUGUGACAGUUAGCGGUCAAUGGCUCAAUCAAGAUUAUGUUUCUUCUUCUUUAGUUUGGUUUGAUGGUAUUCAUAGGGUUAGAAGUCCCAUCCUCUUAUAUAGAUCAUCUCUCAUUUGA